UUUCUGGAGUACGAAGGGUUGACGUUUUAUUUGCUGCAGGAGGAUAAGAUCAACGCUCUCAUCAAGGCCGCCGGGGUGACCGUGGAACCUUUCUGGCCUGGCUUGUUUGCAAAGGCCCUGGCUAACGUCAACAUUGGGAGCCUCAUCUGCUCUGUGGGGGCUGGCGGGCCUGCACCUGCAGCUGGCGCUGCCCCAGCUGGGGGUCCUGCCCCCACCGCUGCUGCUGCCCCAGCUGAGGAGAAGAAAGUGGAAGCAAAGAAGGAAGAGUCUGAGGAGUCUGAUGAUGACAUGGGCUUUGGUCUGUUUGACUAACCCUUUUAUAAUGUGUUCAAUAAACAGCUGACCUCUGCUGUGUUGGCCUUGCCUGUU
This is a messenger RNA of Carlito syrichta (Philippine tarsier), 369 nucleotides long. It is a transcript of the gene RPLP1, whose product is annotated as ribosomal protein lateral stalk subunit P1. Gene Ontology annotation, biological process: translational elongation; cytoplasmic translation. Gene Ontology annotation, cellular component: cytosolic large ribosomal subunit; ribosome. The annotation marks the transcript as partial. The transcript is spliced from 3 exons. Gene Ontology annotation, molecular function: structural constituent of ribosome; ribonucleoprotein complex binding; protein kinase activator activity. The record is from RefSeq and is a predicted model, not a curated record. NCBI's taxonomy places the organism in Eukaryota, Metazoa, Chordata, Mammalia, Primates, Tarsiidae.